UGGCUCAGGGGGAGUAAGCAAGAGGGAAAAGGGCAGAGGGAGCGAAUGAGAGAGUGAGAUAAGCAGAGGCGGCAUCAUCUCUUCGGUGCAUUCAGCUUGCAGCAGCUCAGGAGGCAGGAAGGAAGGAAGAGAGGAAGAGGGAGAACACCAGCACCUCUCUGAAGGGGGCGACACCACACCUCUCUAGCUCUCUCUCUCUCUCUCCGGAAGAUACACACUGUCCCACGUCACAAACACGCAUUUUCAGGAGGCGUGAGGCUCAGGAGGAGGAACACCGCUCACACGCUCGCUGUUUCUGUUGCCCCGGCUGCACUUUCGGGAGCUGUCUCUUGAAGACUGGACCAGAGCCGUUUCCAUCCUCGCUCGCUUCAUCCAUCCUCUCCUCCCUUUCUGCUUUACCAUCCAACACAGAAGCAGCUCUGCUGUCACGCAUUCCUCAAUCAUCUGGACUGAUUUGUUUGCUCUGUCAUUCAUCUAACCCCUGAUCCACUCUGCCUUCACUCCAUUCAGCCUGGACAUCAGGAGGCGCCCAGUCAGGAGAAAGACACAUCUACAGUCGACUGAGAAUCCCACCUUUCAACCGAAACCAUGAAUUUCCUCCGCCGCCGUCUCUCCGACAGCAGCUUCAUGUCCAACCUGCCCAAUGGCUACAUGACAGACCUUCAGAGGCCUGACCCACCUGCUCCUUCACCCCCCACCGCCUCCUCUCCUUCCCAGCAGGGUGCAGCCCCUGCCUCAGCUCCUGCCCCUGCCCUCUCCCCAACAAAAGCUCCUACUCCAUCCCAGGUGCCUGCCAGCUCUCCCGGGCCACAGGAGCGCCGUCCAUCCCAGCUGGCCCAGCAGCCCCAACAGGCCCAGUCGUCGUCCUCCUCUGGUGGGUCCUCCGGCUUCUUCAGCUCCUUCAGCUCCAUCACCAACGCCGUCAAACAGACGGCCGCAUCCGCCGCUGGCUUUGUGGAGCAGUCGGCCCCUUCUCCGUCCCUCUCCAAGAAGUUCAAGAUCCUGUUGGUCAUUGAUGAGCCCCAGCAUGAGUGGGCAAAAGUGUUCAGAGGAAAGAAGGUCCUUGGGGAAUACGACAUCAAAGUGGAGCAGGCUGAGUUCUCGGAGGUCAAUCUUGUUGCUCAUUCAAAUGGAACCUGCAAUGUGGACAUGCAGGUCAUCAGGGGCGGCACCAAGGUCGUCAGGUCAUUCAGGCCUGACUUUGUGUUGGUGCGCCAACACGCCUUCAGCAUGGCUCAAAAUGAGGACUUUAGAAACUUGAUCAUUGGUCUUCAGUAUGCAGGCGUCCCUUCAGUCAACACUCUGGACUCAAUUUACAACCUGUGUGACAAACCCUGGGCUUUUUCCCAGCUGAUCAACAACCAGAAGCGGUUGGGUUCAGAUAAGUUUCCUCUCAUUAAUCAGACGUUCUACCCCAACUACAGAGACAUGAUUACAACACCAAGUUUCCCAGUAGUGGUGAAGAUCGGACAUGCCCACUCUGGAAUGGGAAAGGUAAAGGUGGACAACGUUAGUGAUUUCCAAGACAUUGCGAGUGUGGUGGCCAUCACUCAGACCUACUGCACUACAGAGCCAUUUGUAGAUGCCAAGUACGACAUCAGGGUCCAAAAAAUUGGAGCUGACUACAAAGCUUACAUGCGAACAUCCAUCUCUGGUAACUGGAAAAGCAACACCGGAUCUGCCAUGUUGGAACAAGUAGCCAUGACUGACAAGUAUAAAUCGUGGGUCGACACCUGCUCAGAGAUCUUUGGGGGUCUGGACAUCUGUGCUAUUAAAGCCAUCUGUGGUAAGGAUGGCAAUGACUACAUUACCGAGGUCGUGGGCUCAUCUAUGCAGCUGAUUGGCGAUCACCAGGCAGAGGAUCGGCAGCUCAUUUCUGAGGUGGUGCUGGCUAAGAUGAACCAAGCUCUGACUACCAGGUCAUCCAGUGCUUCCCGCUCACCUGCUCGCUCUCCUCAAGGCCAGAAGCCGACAACUGUGCAGCCCCAGCAGACUGCUUCUGCUAAGGAAGGCCUGGCAGACCCGAACAGGAGCUCAGGCCAACGUCCUCAACCUCAAGGUGCGGCACUGAAAUCACAGAGUGUGGACGUAACAGCAGAAUCAGCAAAAAGACCGUCUGAACCUAAGCCUGACCAGGCCCAGAAACCUGCUGGCGCUCAGAAACCAGCUCAGGCUCAGAAACCGAGCCCGGUCCAAAAGGCUGCCUCUGUCACAAAGCCACCCGUGCCGAGGCCUCCCCCAAUGAUCAGAGCCCCUUCUGUAACAAAGCCAACCCAAGAUUCUGCUUCCAGCUCAGUCCCAUCCAAAGCUUCACCAUCAUCCCCAGCUAAAGCAGCCAAAGCUCCAGGUUCUCCACCAACAAAAGCCCCAGCAGCAACAGCAUCAAGUUCCCCUCCAGCCUCUCCCAAACCUUCUGCUACCACCACAGAGCAGCCCAAACCCCAGCCACAAGGCUCUCCAUCGGCAUCACCUGGGAAACCUAAAGAUCUGCCCCCAAAACCCACACCACCCGCAAAGCCGAUCCCUCCUGUUCGCAGGAAUUCUAAGCCACAGCUUCAGCCAAAGCCACAGUCUCCCACUCCUCCAAAGGCUUUGCCCAAACCCCAGGCCCCCACUCAACCCCAAGCCCCCGAACCCACCUUGGCGUCUGAUGCCACCCACCCUGCACAGGUCCAGUCCCCUGCUAAAUCCAGCCAGCCCUCCUCUAACGUCCCGGCUCAAGCUCAGGCCAAGCCACCCUCUCCAUCCCAAAACCCUGAGCCGACUCCAGCUGAAGCACCCGCAGCAUCCGGUGAUCCCCAGGCGCCUGUUGAAGAUCAGCCCCAACAAAAGACCCAUCCACUACUGAAUAAGUCCCAGUCCUUGACCAAUGCCUUCAACGCCUUUAGCGACUCCUCUUUCUUCCGCGGGGUCUCAGGCUCCGGUGGCGAUGGCCAAGAAGAGGCAAAAGCCGAAACCAUUCGCAACCUUCGAAAGUCCUUUGCCAGCCUUUUCUCUGAUUAAACACAACCAAACAACAGUUUGCCCCUUGUUGAUGCUGGUCCUCCUUUUAACCAGUGGCCAGCUUUCCUGAUUGACAUUAAAUGUGAACCAGUCUGAGAUUAAAGUUUGUGUGUCAGUUGUACUUUAUACCCCACAUCCUUUUUCCUGGUCAGCUCCUCUCUUAUCUCCCCAGUGCAGGUAACAGUGAGGCCUAUUGGAGACAAAUCAAUCAAAGACUGUCUUGAAGGAGUUACGUCAUUGAUACAGUGCCUGACAAAAAAAUACUUAUAUCUCUUGAUAUUUUUCGCAUUCUGUUGCAUUGAAACCACAAACUUCAGUAUGUUGAUGUGAUAGACAAACACUAAGAAAUGCAUCAUUUUGAAAUGCAUGGAAAAGGCCAGACAUGAGCUAGAGCUGUCUUGUUGACAGAUUCUUCCACAUACCAAUUGGAUGACCUCUGAAGUCAUGUGUUCAUUGGAUUUUAUUUAGGUGACUUGCAGUAAAAGUGGUAGGUUGUACUUCCCCACCACAAUAUUCUCUUCUUUUGCAAAAAAUGUCUGUCUGUGCACCAGAUUUGUAUUAUUUCUCAGUUAUGUGCAAGUUUACCUCAAACUGCUACACUGCCAUACUGAUGUGUGCAUAGCACUAAUCCCUGUUGAUUCAUAUUCAGAAUAUGCAAAAGAUCACACCUGAAACAUGUUUGGUUGGAGUAAUGCCAAAUUAUGACCAAUUUUGCCAAUACACCUAAAUGUAUCAGAUUAUUGAUCUCCAUUUAAUUCGGAAUCUGUUUGAUGGCAAAAACACGCCUUUUAUAUAAUUGUACAUAAAUUUAAUCAGCAAGUGAUUAAGGGAUAUGAGUGUUUUGUAAGGCACUGUACAUAAUAUAUUAUAUUACAGUAGACAAAAACUAUUUAUUUUCACAUAGAACAUUAAAUGACUUGUAGAAAGUAACAUGAAAGAUAUAAGAUGGAUUGUACAUAUAGUAUUUAUACAAAGUAUAUAAAUCUAAACAUAUAUAACUAUAAAGGGACAUAAGCCAGUAAAAUAAAAAAAAUAUCCAGCUGCAAUUUUGCAGUUUUUCCAGUGACAUAACUCUUUCAUUCAGUGGCUAGAUUUAUAGAAACUUUACCUAAUCUGACGUUUGAUGGUUUCCCCUACAGUAAAUGUUGUCACCUUGUGCGUACAAGAAUAGUAAAACAACAUCUUUAAAAGGUUUGUUCCUCUGUAUCUCCAGCUGUGUUGUCUCUGUCCUUGGCUACUGAUUGCCAGGCUCUUCUUGACUUCCCUGUUUUUGUCCUAAAAAAGGCCUUGAAGUGCAUCCUUUUUUUGUGUGGGAGUUGGAUAUAUGUACGUGUGCGUGUUCAUUCGUGUUCACUAGUCGUGCAUGAUUCCUAAGAGUGGCUCGAAACGUAACGUUUGAAUCAGAAGGAAGCUCUAUCAGUGUUGAGUUUUGCCCUCUGUUGCCUCUCUCCUCUUUCUAGAUGUUGUAGCCUUAUUGUGAACAUGUUCUCAAUUCGCAGCUAUGUCCGCUGGCUGUGCAGACCUGGGUCAAUCACAAACUGAAAUGUAUUCAUUUACUCUGAGGCAACUGGCUUUGUUUAACCAGUACUGUGUGGGAGCAGGUAACUGGCUGACUAAAUGAAUGCAUUUCAAACAGUUACUCAUGUCUGUCGCUGUGACUGGUGAUUUCUUGUUUCACCUCUGUGUAGAUCUAUCAGCAGUAUUGUAAUUUGUUGAUUACUCUCAUUGAAAAGACGUUGAGACAGUAGUGCAAUAACACCUCGACAUGACUGUUGAGCGCUGUCAUCCUUGUAUAAAUAAUAUCAUACAUAAAGGAUUUGUCUAUGUGUUAAUUUAAGAGUUCUUUCAGUGGUCUGGUUCCAGGUUGCUUUUAAACUGCCGUCAGGAGCAUGAUGUUCUGUGUUGGGUUUGUAGCUAAUCUUAUUUGUGUAGUUGGAGUGAAUUUAACACAACCCGGAGGUCAUCUCCUACCUUCACUGUUAAAAAAAAGAAAAAGGGAACAAUCUAAAUACAACCCAUUUUAAUGCAGAUCAUUUCAACCAGUCUGCUUAUCCUUUUCCAGGACUGUUGAAAGUAAAUUUUUAGCAUACUGUAUUUGUUUGUGUCACCCCAAGAAGUUUAUUUUUUGUAAAACAUUUAUUUAUUCAAGGCUCCAUAUUUAUGGUACAAUAUAUAUAGAUAUUUAUCGUUUGUUUUGUAUUGUGUUUUUAUUUGUAAUGCAAUAUCGCUUUGCAUGAUCUGGUGACUGAUGUUAUUUUUUUCUGUAAAGAUAAAAGUCAAUAAAGAUGUGAUUCUAUCAUUCCAUGGAUUCACUGAGAUUCA
Poecilia reticulata (guppy) is the source of this 5325-nucleotide messenger RNA. It is a transcript of the gene syn2b, whose product is annotated as synapsin IIb. Gene Ontology annotation, biological process: neurotransmitter secretion. Gene Ontology annotation, cellular component: synaptic vesicle membrane; synaptic vesicle. Gene Ontology annotation, molecular function: ATP binding. NCBI's taxonomy places the organism in Eukaryota, Metazoa, Chordata, Actinopteri, Cyprinodontiformes, Poeciliidae. The record is from RefSeq and is a predicted model, not a curated record.